AUGACUGUCGCACUGAAUCGACCGUCCAUAGCGGAUCCACGGCAACCUGGGGCCGCCUAUCGGGGCUACGGGCCUACAUUCGUGGAAAUGAUUGGAACGGACGAUAAGCCAAAGUCGCUCCCUCCUUACUCCGGCCAUCCCCCUCCUUCUAUGCAUCACCGCAUGCACCCUCCCGACGUGGCGCAUAGCGUGCCAAAUGCGCCAGGAGCCUACGAAGCGUCAUGGCGCCCCUACGCACCGCCCUUCGACCAUCACCAUGCAGAGCAGCGCCGAACCUCUGCUGCCCCCCAGCCUCCCUUGCCCUCCCAUCCAUAUCCCGUCAUCCCGAAUCGUGAGCUACCCCAGCUUCCUCCGGAAGGACCGUAUGGUCGACCGAAUGGUCUGCCGGGUCCCAGUCACACCCCGACGGAAGCGCAUCCACCACCACCUUUCCGUCCCAUGAACGGAGCAUCGCACGAUGCGAAUCCUCAUUCCGCACCGCCGCACUCUGCUCCUCCCCAUUCGGCGCCUCCUGAAUACCGAUCGCGGAUGCCAUUCGCGCCCCAGGAACCAAGCAACAACGGAGACCCUCCACCUCCUCCCCAUACGAUGCCUCCGGCCCAGUUUCCGACGCCCGUUCCGCAUAUCUCACACACGCCCGCUCCAUAUGAACCGAGCUUCUACCAAAAUCAAACCUUUGGUAUGCGCCAGCGCAAGGCUGCCCGUGCUCAACAGGCGUGUGAUCAAUGUAGAGCAAGAAAAGCGAAGUGCGAUGAAGGGCGCCCAGCAUGCAGCCAUUGCAAAGAGAACAACUUAAUUUGCGUGUACAAAGAAGUGCCACCCCACAAACAAGAAAAGGCCACCCAACAGAUCCUAGACAAGAUCCAACUACUGGAAGAUAAACUAGAUGAGCGAUUGACGCAUUUCCAGACCGUGCAGAUUGAACAUGGAAUUCAACUGAGUCGGUUCUACAAUGAAGUCGGAUUGAAAGAUACUUCUCGCUCAGUGGCCCCAAAGCCGUCGCUUGACCGCUUGUUGAAGCCGAACACCACAGACCUGGUUGAGGAACCCAAGAGUGGCGAAGCUGCAGAUCCAAAUGAUCCGUCCUCGAACCAGAGUUUUGUGGAGAGGGAAGAUGGUGAACUUUCUAUUCCCGUGGAACAUACGACGGCGGCUCACAAGCUACUUUCUUGGCCCUCAAUCAAGAACCUGCUGUAUCCAAGAGAAUACGAUGAGGACUAUGUGAUGCGACUCGAAGAGCAGCGCGGCAUGAUUCGUGUCUACGGCCGUGGCGAAGGCGAUGACUCGAGUGAAACACUCAUAGCAUCGGCACCAUUAACGAGCACCAGUUCCGGCUCGGGAUGGGAUGGGACCCCCAUUCCCCGAGCCUCACCCAGUAGCCCCUGGACGCAACACUCCCAGCCGCCCGCAUUCCAACAAAAGCUUCAAGACAAGGGUGUUGAUGAGUUUGGCAUUCUGUGGGCUGACCCUGACGCCAUUCGUCUCUAUCAUCGAAGCUAUCUUGAGCACAUUCACAGACUUCAUCCGUUUCUCGACCAGAACCAACUGGAAAACAAGGUUGAGAGCUUUGUGAGGUUAUAUUGCUUACCGAAGACCAGCACGGGCGCAGGGGAUCUGCCACGAGGUGCCAAAAGAAAACGCUCCUGCGAGACCUUACAAGGUGCCGGAUGUGAUGUUCCGACACCCACUGGUGUCAGAACAGAAGGGGCUGGCCGUCGGGUUGAGAAAUCGAUCGAUAAUGCUGUUCUACUUCUUGUUCUAGCUCUGGGAAGCAUCUGUGAAGUGGGCGAACCUGUCCCUGGCCCUGCCACCGACUUCCCCCCGGACUAUCGCAAAGAGUGGAUUCCUGGCCCGCCCACUCGUAAUAUCCUAUCGCCUGCUGGAUCUGACGCUGUCCUGCAAAACCAGACGAGCUUCUAUGCACCGGUAUCAAAUCCUCAUGCUGUCCUGUCCCCAUCAACCAUAGAUGGUCGGAGAAGUACUGGAGCUCGAUCUGCGUCGGCUGGUCGAGAAGUACCGCCCAACAAGAAACCCCGAAACGUGGAUGUUAUUCCCGGCUUGUCUUACUACGCCUACGCAAUUCAGAUCAUGGGUUAUCUUCAAGGUGCCAAUGGUUUGCUACAUGUUCAAGCAGCUCUGCUGGCGGGCCUGUAUGCUGGCCAACUUGCACAUCCGUUCCAGAGCCAUGGAUGGAUUUAUCAAGCCGCCCGAGCCUGUCAAGUCCUUAUCCGAUCGAAACGUUACGACCAGAUGCAGGAUGGCCCAAUGAAAGAUCUCUAUGACUUCGCCUACUGGACAUGCCUACAGCUCGAAAGCGACAUUCUUGCAGAACUGGAUCUCCCAGCCAGUGGCAUUUCCCGAGCAGAAGCGCGUAUUGGCCUGCCUAAGGGGCGCUUCACGCUUGCCUUGCCGAAUGAAAUAUGUGCCCCCAGCACCAUGAUGAUGUUCUUCUAUUCCGCGCAGAUUCAUCUCCGAAAGGUCCUGAACCGCGUUCACACCGAUCUGUACAAAGUUGAAAAACAAGCUCAAGGUGCCCACGGCACGAAUGCUGCCAAUAACAGUAGUGUCGCAGGCUCUGCGAGCGCUGUUAACGCCGCAAUUGCCGCCAUCACGGCUAAUGCUUCUAACUCCACGACAGGCUCUAGCAUGGGAGGCGCUUCAAACAACGGGAACCGAUGGACUUCCAAUGUGCAGGAGAUCCUAAGCAUGAAUCUCGAAUUAUGGCGCAAUAGUCUGCCCGAAGUCAUGAGAUGGAAGGAUGGCGACCCUCCUUCCAAAGAUAUCAACGUUGCUCGCAUGCGGGCUAAAUACUAUGGCGCGCGAUAUAUCAUUCAUCGCCCCCUUUUGUACCAUGCUCUGCACUUUGCUGGACUUCCCGACGCAGCAUUGACGUCGGUGGACUCACCCGCAGGCUCUGUUCUAUCAGGUCCGAAAUCUCAACAGGUCUCGCCAUCCUUGACACACAGCCAGCGGGCUACGAACAUGGCGCGAUUAUCUAGUGAUAUGGGUUUAGCAGGCCAUAGCGCACCUCCCUCAUUCCCGGCGGGAUCGAUGGGUACCAUCGCCUACCGUGAUCUGCCAACCAAGUUACGACGGGCCUGCAAAGUAUGCAUUGAUUCUGCUAUCUUGAGCACUGAGGCCUUUGAUGGAGUGGAGGGUCGCCCGAUCGUGACGAACAUCUUUGGCACUGCUCAUGCGCAGUUUGGCAAUAUGCUUGUAUUAUCAGCGACGUACAUGUCUUGUCUCUCUGAGCUAGUGGACCGGACUGUCCUUGAGAAGCUUCUCAAACGAACGAUCAAAUUCCUUCUGGAGAGUAGGAAUAUCUCACCCACUCUCCGUGCCGACGCACGAAUCUUGACUGAAAUAUAUGAGAAAAUCUUCGGCGAGCCUGCAGCGAGUUUUUCAUCCGCCUACAGCUGA
Messenger RNA from Aspergillus clavatus NRRL 1, 3420 nucleotides. It is a transcript of the gene clcA, whose product is annotated as putative C6 finger domain protein. The coding region runs from base 1 to 3420 and encodes 1139 amino acids. Gene Ontology annotation, molecular function: zinc ion binding; DNA-binding transcription factor activity, RNA polymerase II-specific. Lineage: Eukaryota; Fungi; Ascomycota; Eurotiomycetes; Eurotiales; Aspergillaceae. The transcript has 6 exons. Gene Ontology annotation, biological process: regulation of DNA-templated transcription. The record is from RefSeq and is a predicted model, not a curated record.